Messenger RNA from Trichoderma reesei QM6a, 942 nucleotides. RefSeq lists its product as uncharacterized. The record is from RefSeq and is a predicted model, not a curated record. The transcript is spliced from 4 exons. The annotation marks the transcript as partial. Lineage: Eukaryota; Fungi; Ascomycota; Sordariomycetes; Hypocreales; Hypocreaceae.
GCCCAGAUCGAGGCCGGAGCCGUCCAGAUAUCCAACCACCUGGCGCGCUUCUCGUCCUCCCUCUCGUCGCACCUGCGCCCGACAUCGGCCGACGUCCCCCGGCUGUCCAUCGCCCGCUACGCGCGCCUGUACGAGAGCUGCGCGGGCAGCCCCGGCGGUGCGCAUUUCGUGGUGCAUCAGCACGACCACCCCGUCGCCGGCACCCACUACGACCUCCGCCUCCAGAUCAACGAGACCAGCAGCGUCAGCUGGGCCGUCAUGUACGGGCUGCCCGGCGAUGCCAACAGCAGCCGCCUGAGCCGCAAUGCCACCGAGACUCGCAUCCACUGUCUUUGGGCAAGUCUUGCUACCCGCAAGAUCCGGCUGCGUCUCCACGGAGCAAAGCUCCCCGACCCGUACGUCAUCAACCUCCGCCUGACCAAGUCGGAGGAUGCCGCUGGGCGGUCUAGGGGCCUGAGGGCGCGGGCUGUGGGGACGAGGAGGCGGCGAGGGAGGACUGCGCGGGUUCGGCCACGGGAGCCUGAGACUAGCAGGAGCGGUUCAUCAUCGUCUUCUUCUUCUUCUUCUGAUGAUGAUGAUAAUGAUGAUAAUGAUGAUGGCCAGAAACAUGAUGACAACCAUGAUCCGAUCGAGGGAGGAAUCCGUCUCACAAACGCCUACCGCGGCGCGUCCAACACCAUCGGCAGCGUAUACCAGCGAAAAUGGUAUCUCUCGCUCGACCGCCGCGCAUCCGGCUUCACCGAGAAGCGGCGCCGUGGCGGCCACCGUGGCCCCUUGCUAGACCCGCAGCCGGCAUCGAGCCGGCUCUCGUACCCAUUCUACGUCCGCGGGCCGCAGUUUGAGCGGAGCGUCGUCACGGGCCGGCUGGCGGAGGAUGUUCUGCGCGAUGAGGGCGUGACUGGCUUUGUUCCCAGGAAGGGAUGGAUGCCUGUGCUGAAAUGA